CAAACCAAUCCAAAACCAAACCUGUAGUAGUAGUAGUAGUAGCAGCAAAAAUAUUAUAAACUUUUUCUCUUCAACAACUAACUCAAAAUCUCAACAAUAAUUCUCUUCCCUUUCCCUUUCCCGUUUCGUCUUUUCUCUUCAAUUUCUCGCGAUCUCAUUUCUCUCUCUUCUUCUUCUUCUUCUUACUACUAUUUAUUUACCACUACUACUGGUUUUGUUGCUGAUCGUGUUUCGUUUGAUUCUCGUUUACUCUCAUGGUGAUCGAGAACGACAUUGAAAGUUGCGGAAGUAGAGCGGUUCAAUCACACGCGAAUCCUCGUCAUCACCGUCAAAAGCUUGAAGUAUACAAUGAAGUUCUUCGUCGAAUUCUUGAUUCCGAUUCCGAAGAAGCUCAUGUUCCUGGUUUCGAUGAUCAACUAUGGCUUCACUUCAAUCGUCUUCCUGCUAGGUAUGCAUUGGAUGUCAAUGUGGAAAGAGCAGAAGAUGUUCUUGCUCAUAAAAGAUUGCUCGAGUUGGCAAAAGAUCCCGCUAAUCGUCCCGCAUUUCAAGUUCGCUUAGUACAGGUAUAUCCUUUUGGUAGUACACAUUAUAAUGAUUCUUCGGUGCAUUCAGAUCGUUCUGAGAAAGAUGAUGCACAAAGUUCUCUUAACUAUUCUUUAAAGCAGGGAAUUCAUCCACCACCUACGUUUGGUUCUUCCUCUAACCUUGAAGCUCUUGCACUUCAAACAAAUAAAAAUAACAUCGAUGAUGGAGACAAUGCUAUGGGUGUGACACCGAAUUUUAACAGGCCCAUGCACGAGAUUACCUUUUCAACAAUUGACAAGCCUAAACUCCUUAGUCAGUUAACUUCCAUACUUGGUGAGCUUGGAUUGAAUAUUCAAGAAGCUCAUGCAUUUUCCACCUCUGAUGGGUUUUCCUUGGAUGUCUUCGUAGUUGAGGGAUGGCCUAAUGAGGAAACUGAGGAGCUUAAAGGUGUGUUGGAAAAGGAAAUUUGGAAGGUUAAGGAUCAAUAUCUAACAAAUCAGGGCAUACUUUAUUCCGUAAAUGAUCAAUACCAGACGAGGACAGAAUCCUCCCCUGAUUGCAUACAAAUACCAUCUGAUGGAGCUGAUGUCUGGGAAAUUGAUCCCAGCCAACUAAAAUAUGAAAACAAAGUUGGCUCUGGAUCAUUUGGUGACUUGUUCAGAGGCAGUUAUUGCAGUCAAGAUGUGGCUAUCAAAGUUCUUAAGCCUGAACGCAUAAGUACAGAUAUGCUGAAAGAGUUUGCACAGGAAGUUUAUAUCAUGAGGAAGAUUCGACACAAGAACGUUGUUCAGUUCAUUGGUGCAUGUACUCGGCCACCAAAUCUUUGUAUUGUUACUGAGUUUAUGUCUAGAGGAAGCUUAUAUGACUUUCUACACAGACAAAAGGGCGUGUUUAAGCUACCUUCUUUACUAAAAGUAGCCAUUGAUGUUUCCAAGGGAAUGAACUAUCUGCACCAAAAUAAUAUUAUUCACAGGGACCUGAAGACUGCCAAUCUUCUGAUGGAUGAAAAUGAAUUGGUCAAGGUUGCUGAUUUUGGGGUCGCCAGAGUGCAAACUCAGUCUGGAGUGAUGACAGCUGAAACUGGGACAUACCGCUGGAUGGCUCCUGAGGUCAUUGAACACAAACCAUAUGACCAGAAGGCAGAUGUUUUCAGUUUUGGAAUAGCACUUUGGGAGCUUUUAACUGGAGAGCUGCCUUACUCUUACUUGACCCCAUUACAAGCAGCAGUUGGUGUGGUGCAAAAGGGUCUACGGCCUACAAUUCCCAAAAAUACACAUCCAAGAAUUUCUGAACUACUACAGCGGUGCUGGCAACAAGAUCCAAAGGAGAGACCAGCUUUCUCUGAAAUAAUUGAAAUUCUUCAACACAUAGCAAAAGAGGUCAAUGAUGAAAAAUUAGGACAUAAAGAUAAGUCAUCCCACGGUUUUCUCUCAUCACUUAGGCGCGGCCAUCACUGAUGAUACUGAUACCCAUACAAGGAUCAUUCAAGAGUGUAACCUUUUUGUUCUGUACAGUAGUCUGACCAAAGAUCAAUUGAGUUUGGUUCUUUCUGCUCUUGGAAAAUCCCAUUCUACUGUGCCAUUGCCUUAAUUUUUUUUGUCACAAUCUGCGCCUCUCUUCUUUGGUCCUCUCAACUAUUGUUAUUCAUAAGCGAGUAGGAUGGAUGCAAGAGCAGUGGCGGUCGAAAAUUCAAGGCCAUGUAAUGUUAAAUCUUUGUUUUGUUUACCACGUUUUUCGAAUUGGAGUUUUUUCUAUGCACUCCCGCUGUAUCCAAAACCACUUUGAUUUUUACUGGUAAAAACAUCAUGACUACGAGAUGUAUAAGGCUUGAUAAA
Trifolium pratense (red clover) is the source of this 2360-nucleotide messenger RNA. RefSeq names its product serine/threonine-protein kinase STY8. Bases 255 to 1982 code for a protein of 575 amino acids. Gene Ontology annotation, molecular function: ATP binding; protein kinase activity. The transcript is spliced from 16 exons. Lineage: Eukaryota; Viridiplantae; Streptophyta; Magnoliopsida; Fabales; Fabaceae. The record is from RefSeq and is a predicted model, not a curated record. Gene Ontology annotation, biological process: protein phosphorylation.